AGGAGUUCCAAUGAUGUCAUCACAAAUGCAAACUUGCCGUCUUGCAUGUAACAGAGGAUCUUUAAACAUCUGCCGGUACCCUGUGCCUCUCAAUGAAGUGCACAUAAAUGUGUAAUAUUGAAAAUAUAGAUGUCUGGACCUUUUAGAUCUGUUGAGGAGGCUUAUGCUUUUGUAAGAAGUCAUGAAGUAGCUACAAACAACAGAUAUGUUGUAGCAAAAAGUAAAGGAAUUAACAAACAAGAUUUGACAUCAUUGGAAUCUUACAACAUACAAUGGCAGUAUACAUCUGGUGUGAGAGCUGGUUCAGAGAAGGUAGAAGAUGGUAUACCAUUUAUUUACUUUGGUAUAGAGCUGAGAGAUUGCCAGUAUGGACCACCUAGAAAGAGGAUAAAAUCUCCUCCUACUGAGAAUAAGAGUGAAGCUAGUAACCAGGAGGUUGUGUCAAAGACAGAGGAAACAACUCAGACAUCUGGAACCUGUACUGGUAAGAGAAGAAGAACUCAACCAUCAAAGAAACUAAAUUGUCCAUCGAAAGUGAAGAUAAAGAAGAUUUUGAAGUUUCCCGAAUAUUCUGUUGAAAUAGGAAAAGAAUAUCCAAGUAGUUUUAAGACUGAAUUGGGUAAACAAUUGAAAGCAAAUUUUAGCAAAGAUACAAAGAGGUAUGUGCUGGUUUAUGUGCACAUAGACAACAAUCAUAACCAUGGUGACGCACCAAUAGAUGUACAGUGUAAAUACAAGAAAAUAACACAUGUUCUUGAUAAAGGAUGCACCAGGAUUUCUGUGGAUUCUGUGCCCAAGCCUGUAUCAAGAAGAGCACCAUUGUUGAAGAAAUGGGCGAGUUUAAUGGGAAAAAACUUGAUGGACUUGGUCAUGCAGUUUAAGACAACAACAGACUUACCUGAAACUCUUGCCCAACCUAAACCUGAUCAGAAACUUGAAGAAAUGCAAGAUGAAGAACUGGUAUCAUUAUACCAUGACAUCACUGGUGAAAUACCAAACAACAUGUUCACUGUGGCAAAUAAAGAGUUUACAACUACAAACCUCCGUUUACUACUACAUCUCUCUAUAAUAUUUGCUAAUGCUGCUAGUGAUGAUUGUACUCAUCAACAGACACAUCCCAGUGUUAGAGUAAAGGGAACAGAGGAUAUUUUCACACCAGUUCAGUGUUUAGAACUUGAUUGUGCAAUAAUAGAAGCACAUAUGCACUGUCCACUAUGUGCUAAAACUGACUGUUACACUGAUCCUAGCCUUCUCAAAGCACAUUUCAAAAACAGACAUGUGGACAAAGCCAUUGAAUUUGCAGGUUUAAGGAUACUUCGUUGUUAUGACAACUGUGAGGUAGCUGGAAAAAACAAAGAUUGUAAGACAUUCAAGGGUGGUCACUGGCACUGCUACAAAUGUGCAAAUGGUUUAGAUAAGCGUAAUAGUGCCAUAGCACAUUAUCAAUCACAUGUUAGGAAUUACGAGUCAAACUUCCAGAUACAAGUGACUCAGGAUGUAAAUCCAGCUUUGAGUGGUAUAACUGUUCCUCAUGAAAUAGAUGUUACCCAUGCUACAUCCGAGUUAUACCAGACUUCUGUAACCUUACAUAAUGUCGCUACAACAUCAAAGGGAGCAUGUUGCAAUAGCUCUUUUAAAAGAAGUUAUGCUGACACUGGCCUUGAAACUAUCGAUAGUUCAGCUAUGUUUGUACAGGAUGAUGAGAUAGGAAAUGUGACAUCAACAUACACAGCUCAGGAAAUACCAACUGCUGGAAAUGAGACAUAUGUGAUAACAGUACCUGAUAGUGGUGAACUUACUGAGCUGAGAAAUAAAGUUCGAGAACUUGAGAUGAACUGUAGAGAGUUGGAGAAGAAAAAUACUGUUCAGAAAUCUCUUAUUGAAUUCAUGCAGAUGAAGGAUGUGAACCAGACAAAGGCUAUAGAGGACUAUAAGUACGAAAAACAAGAUCUUAUAUCACAACUUGAUACAUGUAAAUCAGAAAUAGCCAAAUUAAAAUUCACAAGUCAAAAGUCAUCUGCUCCUACAGCAGAUACAUGUAAACAUAGUGCAGCUAAACAUUACAGAAGUGGAUCACAAGGGAGUCAAGAAUUAGAACAAGUUCCUAGUGAUGUUAGGGUUUCUUUAGAUAAAGCAAAAGAACUAGAAAAGAGGUUAAAGAAUACUCAAAAAGAAUCUGCUGGUCCAUCACAUAAAUAUGGAACCAGAACAGCUACAAGGAAAUACUCAAGUAUUUCUAAUGACAAUGUACCAGCAGUUGCAAAAAUAAGUAAGCCGAAUGAAGGAAAAAUGACUGGUUUUGACAAGGAAACUAAAACAUCUAAAGGUUGUAGAACCAGUCAAAUUGGUUCAAUGGAGGAAAUGUUCAAUCAGUUAUCUAGCAUGAGACAAGAGAUUGAUUUAUUGAAGCAGACGGCAUUUGUUAAAAGUGAUAUUAGCAUGCAACAUGUUGCAAGUGUUUCUGGCAUAAAUAAUGUAUCAGUGUUACACAGCUCAUUAGACAGUGUAUCUGGCAUAAGUAAUUCAUCAGUGUUACACAGUCCAUUAGGCAAUACAAAUGUAUCUGACAUAAGCAAUGUAUCGAUGUUACACAGUUCAUUAGGCAAUACAAGUGUAUCUGGCAUAAGCAAUGCAUUGAUUUUACACAGCCCAUUAGGCAAUAGAAGUGUAUCUGGCAUAAGCAAUGCAUCAAUUGUAAACAGCCCAUUAGGCAAUACAAGUGUUUCUGGCAUACAAAGUUCAUUAGGCAAUUCAAGUGUUUCUGGCAUAAAUAAUUCAUCAGUAAUACAAAGUCCAUUAUGCAAUACAAGAGCAUCUGGCAUAAGCAAUGCAUCGGUGUUACACAGUUCAUUAGGCAAUACAAGUGUAUCUGGCAUACAAAGUCCAUUUGGCAAUUCAAGCGUUUCUGGCAUAAAUAAUGUAUCAGUGUUACACAGCUCAUUAGACAAUACAACUGGAUCUUGAGACAUUGUUCUUCAUCAUUACACAAACCUGGAGUCAACAAUAGUAUAACUUACAUGUAUAGGUGUUCAUCAUUACACAAAUGUGCUGACAACUAUUAUGAUAUCUUGCAUAAUCUUACUGAUUCUGAAACAUGUUUGAAUUCUCCAGAAGAGGUUUAAUGAGCAACAAAGUCAUCAAUUCAAAUAUUGAGCAACGCUCAAAAGAAAGAGAUGUUAAAAAAAUAAUUUUAGCUAA
Messenger RNA from Ruditapes philippinarum (Manila clam), 3198 nucleotides. RefSeq lists its product as uncharacterized. NCBI's taxonomy places the organism in Eukaryota, Metazoa, Mollusca, Bivalvia, Venerida, Veneridae. The transcript has 12 exons. The coding region runs from base 130 to 2964 and encodes 944 amino acids. Gene Ontology annotation, molecular function: DNA-binding transcription factor activity. The record is from RefSeq and is a predicted model, not a curated record.